CAACGGGUGCAAACGAUGAUUUUUGCAAUUGAAGAAAUAAACCAGAAUGUGAAUAUCCUCCCGGGGAUAACACUCGGGUAUCAGAUCCACGAUGACUGCUCAUCUUCCGCGAUCGCCUCGAAGGCAGCCCUCGCCUUGAUCAAUGGAGAAGAAGAAUCAUUUAAAUACCCUCAGUGCAGAGGUUCUUCCAACGUCGCUGCCAUUGUUGGCUGCGAAAUAUCUACAAAUUCCAUCGUAACCUCCAGGACAAUCAGCUCCUUCGGGAUUCCACUGGUUAGUUACUACUCCACCUGCUCCUGUCUCGGCGAUAAGACGGAAUAUCCUACGUUUUUUAGAACUAUACCUAGCGACCAGUACCAGUCCAAACUCAUUGCUGAACUGGUAAGAACCUUUGGCUGGACAUGGAUUGGAACCAUUAGAAGUAACACCGAUUAUGGUAAUUUCGGAAUGCAAGGAUUUGUGGAGCACGUGGAAAAGUUUGGGGUUUGCAUUGCCUACUCCGAGUCUUUUUACAGGACUGACCCUCCAGAGAAAAUUAGCCAAAUUGUCCAGGUGAUUAGUCAGGCGUCCACUAAAGUGGUUGUGGCCUUUGUUAACGUUGGUGAUAUGCGAAUUUUAUUGAAUGAAAUUGUGCGUCAAAAUGUCACCGGUGUACAAUGGAUUGGGAGUGAGGCGUGGGUUACAGCUGAUCUUCUCCUCCCAGAAGAAAGAGUAAUUUAUCUCACAGGAACAAUCGGCCUAACCACCCGAAGGACAGAAAUAGAUGAUCUCAGAGAUUAUCUUCAUAAAGUCCAUCCUUCGAACUUCCCUGGCAAUAUUUUAGUAACUGAGUUCUGGGAAACUUUAUUCAAAUGCUCUUUUACCACAGACAAUAGGACAAGCCCGGGAAACUCUACAGGUCAAGUUUGGCAAUGCACAGGGAAGGAGCAGAUCGCAGGGAUAGAAAAUGCCUACCUUCCUGCAGUAAUGGACGGGAGUUCAUACCACGUGUAUACAGCCGUCUACUCCAUCGCUCACGCACUCCACAAUCUGUUAACCUGUAUCGAAGGCGAAGGUCCCUUUGUGAAUAACACAUGCGCGAAUAUAUCAAAUUUCGAGCCAUGGCAGGUGGUCUAUGACCGUUUGAAGAGCAAUUACUCCCUAUUGCUUUUCCUACCCCCACUCCCCACAAAACCCCAAUAGUUACUGCACUACCUCCGCACAGUUAAUUUCACAGCGAAGACGGGAGAAGCCGUAUAUUUUGAUGAAAAUGGAGACCCAGUACCAAGAUACGAAUUCGUGAACUUACAAAGGACUUUCAAGGGAAACGUAGGCAUUGUAUAUGUCGGAUAUUAUGACGGAUCGGCUCCGCCAGGGCACGAAAUAAUGAUUAAUAUCAGGGAUAUCAUAUGGAGCACGACAGGGAAUAUGAUACCACAAGCAAUUUGUUCAGAGCCCUGCCGUCCUGGAACAAGAAAGGUCAGCCGGAAAGGACAGCCAAUAUGUUGCUUUGACUGUGCAGAGUGCACCGAUGGUGAAAUCAGCAACGUCACUGGUUCCACGGAUUGCAUCAAGUGCCCGUUGGAAUACUGGUCCAAUCAGGAAAAAAUCCAAUGUGUUCCCAAGAAAGUUGAGUUUCUUUCCUUUCGAGAUGUUCUGGGAUUUGUAUUACUGACGCUUGCUCUGGUGGGAAUCUUGUUUACAUUAGCCACAGCUGUGAUUUUCUACCGACACCGAGAAACACCCAUAGUCAAAGCGAACAACUCCGAACUCAGCUUCGUGCUUCUCUUUGCCCUUCUGCUUUGCUUCAUUUGCUCGCUUUCCUUCAUUGGACAUCCAUCGGACUGGUCUUGCAUGUUGCGCCGCACAGCUUUCGGAGUUGUGUUCGUUCUGUGUAUUUCCUGCAUUCUGGGCAAAACCAUCCUUGUCGUGGUUGCCUUUAAGGCAACUCUUCCCAACAGAAGCGUGAUGAAUUGGUUCGGACCCGGGCAGCAACGCCUGGGUGUCUUCGUACUUACAAUUUUGCAGGCUUCAGUUUGCAUUGUCUGGCUAAAUCUCUCACCUCCUUACCCCAUGAAAAACAUGAACCAUUACAGAGACAUCAUUAUUCUGGAAUGUGACGUUGGCUCAUUGAUCGCCUUUUACAUAGUAUCUGCCUAUAUUGCUCUGCUAUCCAUUGUCUGUUUAGUGCUUGCAUUCCUUGCACGGAAACUCCCAGACAGUUUCAACGACGCAAAAUACAUCUCCUUCAGCAUGCUGAUCUUUUGCGCUGUUUGGAUAACUUUUAUUCCGGCUUACGUGAGCUCUCCAGGAAAGUACACCGUGGCUGUAGAAGUGUUCGCUAUCUGGGCAUCGAGCUUCAGUCUGCUAGUCUGUAUGUUUGCACCGAAAUGUUACAUUAUUUUAAUGAAACCUGAUAAAAAUACAAAGAAACAUAUGAUGUCGAAAGAAAGAUCACUGUAA
Hypanus sabinus (Atlantic stingray) is the source of this 2442-nucleotide messenger RNA. Its product is annotated as extracellular calcium-sensing receptor-like. Gene Ontology annotation, molecular function: G protein-coupled receptor activity. The record is from RefSeq and is a predicted model, not a curated record. Gene Ontology annotation, cellular component: membrane. Gene Ontology annotation, biological process: G protein-coupled receptor signaling pathway. The transcript is spliced from 6 exons. Lineage: Eukaryota; Metazoa; Chordata; Chondrichthyes; Myliobatiformes; Dasyatidae.